GCCCCCGCCCUCGGCCGCCGCCAUGGAGGGCCCGAGCGGCUCCGAGCCGCGGCCCGUGACCCUGGUCAUUAAGACGCCCAACCAGCGCUACAGCGACCAGACCAUCCGCUGCCCCGCCGAGUGGACCGUGGGCCGCCUCAAGGCGCACCUGGCGGACGCGUACCCCGGCAAGCCCUCUCCAAAGGAUCAAAGACUGGUGUACUCUGGCCGCCUGCUUCCUGACCAUCUGCAGCUGAAAGAUAUUGUCAGAAAACAAGAUGAAUAUCAUAUGGUCCAUCUAGUCUGUGCUUCUCGAACUCCUCCCAGUUCCCCACAGCCCAGCAGCCGGAGAGGCAGUGAGGAAGCAUUGACCUCCAUCAGCAGUUAUAGUUCAGAUAAUUCGGGAUCAUCAACGCCGUCUUCGAGUCAGGAGUCUCUGGCUCCCACAGUCAGCUCUGGCUCCGAAGGACUGAGGUUCCGGAGCUCUCCACAAGCACCAGCCGAUCCCGAGCAAAGCCUUCAGUUCCCAUACGUCAUGCAAGGAAACAUUGGGGAUCAGUUUCCUGGGCAGGCUCUCCCAGCUGGAUUCCCUGUCUACCCUGCAUUCAGCCCUCUCCAAAUGCUCUGGUGGCAGCAGAUGUACGCCCGGCAGUAUUACAUGCAGUAUCAAGCUGCUGUUUCAGCCCAGGCCACAUCCAAUACUGACCCAGCCCGACCUGCUGCUGCUCAGGCUCCCGGUCUGGCCAAUGUCCCUGCCCAGGACCCCCUGCCCGGCCCGAAUGCCAGGGCGCCAGACAACCGAGCCCUGAAUCCGAAUGUGCAGAUGAAUGCCCAGGGAGGCCCUGUGGUCAAUGAGGAGGACUUAAACCGAGACUGGCUGGACUGGAUGUACACGUUUUCUAGAGCCGCUAUCCUCCUUAGUAUUGUGUACUUCUACUCCUCCUUCAGCCGCUUCAUCAUGGUCAUGGGUGCCAUGCUGCUGGUCUACCUACACCAAGCUGGAUGGCUUCCCUUUAGACAAGAAGGAGGGCAGCUCCAGGUCCCCAAUAAUGCCGAUGUGAACCACGAUGGGCAGAAUGGGAAUAAUCCAGACCUUGAAGAAAUGGAGCGUCUGAUGGAUGACGGACUUGGCGAUGAGAGUGAAGAGGAUGCCGGGGAGGACGCCGGGGCUGGGCCCCAGCCUGGGCUCAUGGCUUCAGCCUGGUCCUUUGUCACCACCUUCUUUACUUCACUCAUCCCGGAAGGGCCUCCCCAGGUCGCCAAUUAGACCUGACCACCUGUGCCAGCCAGGAACGAGCUGUACUGAGAAGUGGGUUUGACUGGAGGGGAAGUGUUUUAAAUAACAGUGCAAUUUCAAGAAAAUUUAUAACUUUCUUUUGAUCAUGUUGUAAAAAAGUGUUUUUUUUUCCAGCUUCUCAUGCACAUGAAUAUUUUCAGCACAAGUGAGCUACAAAAUAUGUGCUUUUUUAAACAUCCUUUAAGGAGGAGCACAGUGUGACAAUGUUGGUCUUCCAUGUUUUAUUCAUUUCAAUUACGGAUAUUAUAGCAAGAAAAUAAUUAUUGUUAGUGCAUAUUAUUCCUUUAAAGAGCUGUUUAAAAUGUAAAUGUCUACAGCAAGGAGCCUUGUCUGUGGUCCUUGAACAAUGUGAAAUUUGAAUAAGUACGCCUAUUUUCUGUGAACAACCCUCAAAGUUAAGAAGAUGAUUUUUAUACUUAACAGUUUUUCCAAAGAAUGCCCGUCACACAAAAUGUGCUAGCGUUAUCUUUUCUUCUGCAGUACAGCAAUAAAAACCUUCUUAAUGCUUCUUGAAAGCUUGACAGUUUUUAAACAAGUUUUCUGAUGCCAGAAUCAAUUACGGAACUUUUCUUUUGUAGAAUAUGCCCUAUUAAUUGGAACUAACCCUUUAAAAACAAAUAAACAAGCAGCUCUUCAAGGGGAUUAACAGUGACGUUUGAUUCAUUACAAAUGUUUGAUAUAUACAGUACUUUUUAUAAAAUGAGAUGUACUGGAAAUCAGUCCCUGUAAUUAGUUUUUUUAAUAAAAGGUCAAUUACAGUAA
Molecule: messenger RNA, 2038 nt
Organism: Phascolarctos cinereus (koala)
Lineage: Eukaryota; Metazoa; Chordata; Mammalia; Diprotodontia; Phascolarctidae
Gene: HERPUD2
Product: HERPUD family member 2
Biological process (GO): endoplasmic reticulum unfolded protein response
Molecular function (GO): protein binding
Source: RefSeq, a predicted model, not a curated record